Drosophila ficusphila is the source of this 4335-nucleotide messenger RNA. It is a transcript of the gene Oatp30B, whose product is annotated as solute carrier organic anion transporter family member 5A1. The record is from RefSeq and is a predicted model, not a curated record. Gene Ontology annotation, biological process: transmembrane transport; sodium-independent organic anion transport. NCBI's taxonomy places the organism in Eukaryota, Metazoa, Arthropoda, Insecta, Diptera, Drosophilidae. Gene Ontology annotation, molecular function: protein binding. Gene Ontology annotation, cellular component: membrane.
CACCAUUCGUCUUUUGAAAUCCAAAUUCGACGGAUGGUAAAACGGAUGGUUGAGAUUCGACUUCAACUGAACGGAUUCGCGUCGGGUAAUUAAGCCACCUUUUUGUUUUUGUGUGGCAAACGAAGAAGUGUUGGAUUGAUUUUGCGCUACUUUCGCGAAAAGCAUCGUUUCGGCAGCGGUGCGUGUGUGUGGGUGCAAUCAAACAUAAAUAACGUGCAAUUACGGCAAAACAAAAAUGAGCAAUUUUAAUGCGAAAUAAUUAGAGGAAUCUCUUUGAUUUGUGUGUUUACAAAUAAAUCAGCAAAUGAAUGUGCGAAAGUAUCCCAAUGAACAGUGGAAUCGAAUAAAGAGUCGCAGUGAAAAUAUAAAGCAAGGAGGAAAAACAAGGAAAACAACUUGAAGGAUAUGCCUCAAAGCUGAUCGAUUGACCUAACCGAGUGAACGCCAGUUGGUUAAAUGCUACAUUAUGUCGGCCAAGCACAUCGAACAGUAUACGAAUCCAUCCUUUGAGCAGGAGUCCGACCCACCGCCUCCCCCUGGGGGCGUGGCAGAUGUGGGAGCAGCAGUCGGGGGCAGCAAUAUCAACAAUGCCAACGAUGCCGGCACGGCAAAUCGCAAAGGUCACAGGCGGCAGGAAUCGAUGUACCAGAUGACUGGCCUCUACUCGGAAACGAAUAGCGGCGACGACAGCAGCAUAGAUGCGGCCCUCGAUCAGGAACACAGGUCGCACUUGGCCGGGGAUCAGUUGACUUCCGGAGGAGGCGGAGGAGGAGGAGGAGGAGCAGGAGGAGGAGCUGGUGGAGGAGCAGGUGGUGGCGCUAGUGGUGCAUCGAUGGCCAACGUGGACAGCGUGACGAUCAAGUGCCACAGUCGACAGGCGUCGUCGGCGGGCAAAUGUCCGCCAGCUCCGGAUCCGGAGGAGGACUUCGACGAGGAGCAGUUCCGCACCGGCGAUUGUGGCAUCCUCAAUUGCCGGCCUUAUGGCAUCCAGCGCUUCGCCCGCAUCAAGAUCUUUGUGCUCCUGCUGUCGCUCCUGGUGAUGAUGCAACAGGCCCUCAGUUCGGGUUACAUCAACUCGGUGAUCACCACGAUCGAGAAGCGCUUCGAGAUCCCCUCCAGCUACUCCGGUCUGAUAGCUUCGAGCUACGAGAUCGGCAACGUGAUCACCGUGAUCUUUGUGAGCUACUUGGGGAGCAGGAGGCACAUUCCCGUCUGGAUUGGCAUCGGUGCGGUGAUCAUGGGCAUUGGGUCGCUGGUGUUCAUGGUGCCGCAUUUCACUGGAGAACCGAAUCCCGGCAUUGCGAUCAUGAACAAGACGAGUGACAACAUCUGCCGCAGUGCCUUGGUGCGGAAUCAGGACAUGGAUCUGGGUCGUCUGUCCAGCGGACUGUCCAACCAACCGCUGGCACCGCACACCCUCCGCGAGGAUAAUUGCCUCGAGGGAAAGGCUUCUACCACGGGACCCGUGCUGCUCUUCGUCCUCGCUCAACUGCUCCUGGGCUGCGGAGGCAGUCCGCUCUUCACCCUGGGAACCACCUACGUGGACGACCACGUGCGCACGGAGAGUUCGUCGAUGUACAUCGGCUGCAUGUACAGCAUGGGCGCCUUCGGACCCGUCGUCGGAUUCCUGCUCGGCGCCUACCUGCUCUCCUUCCACAUGGACUCGCUGUCCUCCACCACCAUUUCGAUCACUCCCGGCGACAGACGUUGGGUGGGGAUGUGGUGGGGCUUCCUGCUGUGCGGCGUCAUUCUGCUGGUGGUGGCCGUGCCCUUUUUCUCCUUCCCCAAGGUCCUGGCCCGCGAGAAGAAGAAGAUACGCAAGAGCAGCGUGGUGCAGCCCGUCCUGCCGAAUAAUUCCGCUGCCACAGCGGCCACCGAUGAGAUGGGCAAGGUGAAGAAGCUGGAGAUUGUGGCCGUGACCAGCAAGGAGGACCAAUCGCAGCCGCCGCCGAAGGUGGACACCGGUUACGGCAAGGACAUCAAGGACAUUCCGCAAUCGAUGCUGCGGCUGGUCAAGAAUCCCGUGUACAUUGUGACCUGCUUGGGAGCCUGCAUGGAACUGAUGAUCGUCUCGGGAUUUGUGGUCUUCCUGCCCAAAUACCUGGAGACGCAGUUCAGCCUGGGCAAGAGUCAGGCCAACAUCUUCACAGGAUCGAUCGCUGUGCCUGGUGCCUGCAUUGGCAUCUUCCUCGGCGGCUGCAUCCUGAAGCGAUUCCAACUGAAGCCCAAGGGCGCCGUCCAAUUCGUCCUGAUCACCAAUGUGAUUUGCCUCGCCUGCUAUGCGAUGCUGUUCUUCCUCGGCUGCGACAACCUGAAGAUGGCGGGCACCACGAUUCCCUACUACACCAGCAACAAGCCGGGCUCCACGCUGGAGCAGCCCUUCCAGGUGAACCUCACCGCCAAGUGCAACUUCGGCUGCGAGUGCCUCACCGGCGAGGUGGAGCCGGUGUGCGGCAACAACGGACUCACCUACUUCAGUCCCUGCCACGCCGGCUGCACGGGCUUCCUGUCCGGCUCCAACUACACCAAUUGUGCAUGUGUUCACGCCAACAUUUAUAGUGGCGCUGGUGGAAGCCAAGCUCAGGCGCUCAGUGCCAACGAGAACUUCGCCGAGGUGACGGUGGUGCCGGUGGCCACCGCCGGUCCCUGUGCCACGCCCUGCCGCACCAUCUACCCCUUCCUCAUCUUGCUCUUCUUCAUGACCUUCGUGGUGGCCUCCACCCAGAUGCCGCUGCUGAUGAUCGUAUUGCGUUCGGUUUCCGAGGAGGAGCGUUCCUUUGCCCUCGGCAUGCAGUUUGUGAUCUUUCGACUUUUUGGUUACAUACCCGCUCCCAUUCUGUUCGGGAACCUCAUCGACUCCACUUGCCUGCUGUGGAAAUCUUCCUGUGGCGAGAAGGGGGGUCGCUGUCUUAUCUACGAUAUUGAAAAGUUUAGAUACAAAUAUGUUGGUCUCUGUGCCUCUGUUAAGCUAGUUGCUUUGUUUAUCUUUAUGGUUGAUUGGUGGUUGGUGCGAAGGCGUAAGCAGUUGGAGAAAAUAAAGCCCUUGAAUGCAAGCGAUCCAAUAAUUGGUUCCAUUAUCAGCCUAGACAAAUUGUUUGAAGAGAAGCUUUCUGGUGGCGAACAGCCAAAUGCAUUUGUUGGCGGCACAGGAGAGCUGAUCAUUCCCACAGAGAUACUGCGUCAUUCACGGAACGAUUCACGAACCAUGCAGAUGGAUUACUGCUACGACAAAUGUGGUCAUGUGGUAACUCCAGCGAAUACUUGCAACCAGCCGCAGACCAAGUCGAAGAAGCACUUCCGGAGCGCCUCGUGCGACGUGAAGAUGAUCAAGAGCUUUGCCAGGGAUCACAACUCGUCCAGCGGACCGGCGGAUGCGGCUGGUCAGGAUGCGAGUGGUGCGAGCAGCAAAUACAAGAAUCUCAAGAAGUUCCAGGCGCACACGCGUAAUCACUCGACCGAUCUGCACGACAACAGCCAACCCAUUCGAUAUAUCCAGAAUCAGCUGCGGCCACAGGAUUGCGCCGAAGAGGAUGACGACGAUGAGCUGACCACCGGCUGUGGCCACUUCGUCAAGAAGCACUCGCGCAACCACAGCUACGACCAGAUCUACAUGCCCAACAACAUACGCUUCGAUGCGGACUUCCUGCGGCAUCCGCAUCCGCAUCACAACCCCAAGAAGAAUGUGAACGUGCUGAAGAACGUGGUGACGGACAUGGGCAAGCUGAAGAAUUCAAACGAAACGGAAGCCGGCGGCGCGGGAUCCCGUGGUCAUUCGCGCAACAACUCGAAGGACUUGAACACCAAAAUUUCCAGUGGCACUCCAGUGAACAGCGGUUCUGGGCUGGCAUCAUCAUCCGAUGCCAGCACCGCGGGCUUGAGUGUGCUUCGGCAUCGACGCACCAACUCCAAGGACCUCAACUACCAAAUUCUGCCGGAGGCGAUUCCCACCAGCUCGUUGGCGGGACAUCCGCAGCCGCAUCCUCAGCACUCGCGAAACACGUCACACCACAAGAUUCAGAUCGACGACGAUCGGAACGAGCUCAUCAACGACAACGAUGACGAUGAGGAGGAGCGCUCCACGGCUUAGAGGAAUGUGGAAUGGCUUUAAGCUUUAAGUAAGGAUUAUCGGUUCGAGGCAGAAGUAGAAGAAGCAGCCUCUUGUGUCCUGAGUGUGUGUGUUCCAUGCCCGUUUCCCGACGAAGUGACUCAACCUCCCAGCUGCUCAUUGUACUUACGACCGAGUGUUCAAAUCUACUUUCCUCGUAGAAGGCAUCUGCAAAUAGAAAUCUUUUGAUAUAUAUGCAAAUUCGAAUCCGAAUCCGAUACGAAUGCGAA